AACUUAAAUUUGGAGUGUAUGAAGUCCACCAUUUCAUGUGAAGGAAUUUAAACACACAUCAAAUCUCCUUGUCGUCUCUGCUUCCUUUUCUACACUCUUGAUGGCCGGCCAAAAUUUCAAUUUACACCAGAUCUCCAUAAAUUGAUUCUCAGCUAUUAGUCUUCUUCCUUCUAGAUUACUUCAAACUUCUAACUUUAUCUGAUAUAAAUUCCCAAUUGACUAUCCAUCAAUAUUCCAAUCUCUUUUUCAAUUUGGGAAAAUUGGCCGAUCUGAUCUUCAUUAAAGACUGAGUUUUUUAUAUUCCUAGAUACAAUCUUGAAAUCUUUAACCCAAAUGGUCUGUUUACAUACCUCAAUUCCUCCAAUAGACCCAAAAUUAGCCAGGGCAAAAUCCAAGAUUUCAACUCCCCACUUGAGGCAAAUCAAUCGGUUGGACAAGAAAAGAAACAUGCCGCCAAGUGAUUGUGAACAGUCUCACUCUGUUAUCAUUGAUGUAGUGAUUUUGAUUGCCGUGGUUGGUGCUUCUGGGGUGUUGUUGUAUCCUUAUAUAAAUCUUGUGGUGCAUAUACUGAUUGAAUUUUUCGAAGAAGUUUCUGAUGUGGUGAAAGAGGAAUUUUUGCGGGCUCCGAUGGUGUUUAUCUGUCUAGGGCUUAGCAUUUUUUUUGCUGUAAUUGCUCUUUUGGCAGUGACAGUUUGUACAACAGGGAGAGGAUGUGGGAGACCAGGUUGUCGUCGGCUUAAGAAAGCUGCUGAAUUUGAUAUACAGCUAGAGACAGAAGACAGUCUUAAGAAGUCAAAUUUGAUUCCAAAAACUGGAGGAGUUAAAAAGGGGAUAUUCAAGUUACCUAGAGAUUACCAUCAAGAAUUGGAAAGUGAACUUAAAAGAAUGGCUCCGCCUAAUGGUAGAGCGGUUCUUGUGUAUCGAGGCAGAUGUGGUUGCUCUAUAGGUACAAUGGAAAUUCCUGGACCAAGGAAGACUGGAAAGUUUAAGAAAUAAUUUUAGGAAGCAUAUUUUGGAUGCUGUAAUAAUCAGAUGAUGCCUUUGACUGGUAAUCUUCUCUGAAAGGAACUAGACCCUUUUAUAAGCUUAUAUAUAUAUGAGAAUAAAUUAUUACAAAGAACAGGAACUCUUAUUAUAAUGUAACAGGGGAAUCUGCCAUUUCCGCUACCAUAAUAGUGUAUUCCAUCGAUCCCCGUUCCUGUAAAUUAGUUAAGUACUAUUUGGGCCACAGAAGAUGUGUUUUGUGCAAUAGCUACAUAAACACAGUUUGACCUUGUUGA
Messenger RNA from Solanum stenotomum, 1280 nucleotides. RefSeq lists its product as uncharacterized. The record is from RefSeq and is a predicted model, not a curated record. The coding region runs from base 334 to 996 and encodes 220 amino acids. Lineage: Eukaryota; Viridiplantae; Streptophyta; Magnoliopsida; Solanales; Solanaceae. The transcript has a single exon.